CGUGUGGGCCGCUCUCCGGUGAGCCUGUCCAGACUGAAGCUGGGGAAGUUAAAGGUGGUUCGGCGGCAGCUGCUGCAGAGAUAUGAGCACCAGCCGUUCGUCUCGUGUCUGGGCGGUCUGUACGGCUGCCAGUGGAGGCGCUAUCAGAGAGCCAAAGCCCAGCCGGGAGAAUGCUGCUGCAGCCGGCUGGAAUGCGGUAGCUUCGCUCUCAUCAUUGUGACCUUUUUCCUGACGCUGGUGUUGCUGUAUUUCUGGAGUGAAGCACAGAAUGAUUAUAAUGACUUUGACUGGUUUAAUUUUGGGAACUUGGGUUUCUGGUUCCCGUGGUCAGUGGUGUUGUUGGUGGCGGCGGCGGCGCUCUUCACCUACAUCGCCCUCCUGCUGGUGCUAGCAGUUUGUCUUCUGUCUGAAGGUCAGCGGCUUUACCUCCACUGGAGCCACAAGAUUGGUAUCCUGGUGACUCUGAGUUUCUCCAUCAGCGCUACAGCUGUCCUCUCUGAUCUGUGGAGUAAAGAAUGGACCACGCUGCUCCUCUCGUUUCAGGUCACGGCGCCCUAUCUUCAUGUGGGCGGAGUUUCACUGAUGACACUUCUGUCCUGGCCGAUAGCCUUACACUUCUUUCGCAUGAACAAAAGAGAGAGACAGGUGGUUAUCCUGAGUCUGUAUUUGGCUGUUCUCCUCACGCUGUAUCUGGUGCCUCUGGGCAUGUAUUCUUCGUGUAUCAAAGACGAAGGAACCCUGGGACCAGCGCCCAUUCUCAUCGGACACAGAGGAGCACCCAUGUUAGCGCCAGAGAAUACACAGCUGUCUUUUGAGAGAGCCGUAGAGGCGGGUGGAGAGGGAUUAGAGACUGAUGUCACGAUCAGUUACGAUGGUAUUCCGUUCCUGAUGCACGACAGCACACUGAGGAGAACCACAAACGCGCACGAGAUGUUUCCAAACCGAACAGACGCCCCGGCAGCGAUGUUCACCUGGAGCGAGCUGGAGAUCCUCAACGCUGGAUCGUGGUUCCUUCAGAGGGACCCUUUCGGUACGGCGUCUUCUCUCGGUGUGCAAGAGAAGGUUCAGGUCCAGAACCAGACCAUUCCCACCCUGAAAGAGCUUCUGAACCUGGCUGCCCAGCACGGGAGACUGGUGAUCUUUGACCUCAGACGGCCACCCAGAGGUCACCCGUACAGAGACACAUGGAUCAGUCGCACCCUGGAGGUGAUACACAACGAAUCCUCCAUUAACUCCAGUCAGGUGUUGUGGUUGCCGGCGGAUCAGAGGAGUCUGGUACAGGAGCUGGACCCGGACUUACAGCAGACGUCUGGAGAUCACGGCACCCUCGCGGAGCUUCAGGAGGAACAUAUAGUGCGACUCAACCUCCAUUACAGCCACAUGUCACAGGAGCAGAUCAGAAAGUACGCAUCAGUGAACAUCAGUACUAAUCUGUAUGUGAUCAGUCAGCCGUGGCUUUAUUCUCUGGCGUGGUGUGCGGGAGCUCAUUCAGUGACCACUAACGCUCUUCACAUUCUGAAGAAACUCCAGCGGCCGCUCUUUCUCAUGACUCCUGAGGACUACAGUUUAAUGUGGAGUCUGACGGAUAACGUCUCUGCUUUCCUCAUCGCCGCUGUUUUUAUAUUCCACUGGUGGCGUGAGAGAGGUUUACCUUUCUGGUCUGGCAGCAGACAGGUGAAUGAGAACGGACCGUACAGCAAGUUCAGGACCGAGCUCAGUGACGUCUGGUCCAUCUCCAGCAUCGGCGUUCGAGGAGAACCUCACAACUCGCCAGCCCCACCGAACCUGCCCACCAUCUCAGAAGAGCCGCCCGUCUGAUACAGACAUCUGUGGGAAAGAGAUGUGGACGGACCACAGCGUCCGUGAGAUCUUUCUUUCGUCCGUUUCCACAUGAGCUUCAGACUGACGAGAUGCUGCACGGAGUUUAGCUUCUGAUGCGAAGCCAUUCAUGAUACCUCACUGACCUAAAGAGAAAAAAGGAACGUUUUUAUAGUCCUGCCAAAGUGGCAAAACGCAGUCCCAAAUUGAGAAAAUUGACUCAAAUUUUGAAUGUCAGGAUGAACUGAUUAAGUUGUAUAUGACAUUAUAUUUAACAUGUUUAUGUCAUGUUUAAAGUUCAAUUUGGUAUUUAAAAUGAUAUUUUAAGAUCCAUUUGGAUUUGUGACAUUUUUUAAAUCUUAGCACAUUUUUCAUUGAAUUUUAUUGUGUCCAAUUAUUAUUAAAAAUGUUGAUUUAAGUACCUAAUUUCUUUAUAUAACGAUUACUAUAAAUUAAGAGUUUGGUUCCAAAAUGAGAUUUGAAAAAGUUAUUCAAAAUACUUUUUUUAUUGUGCAUUCCAAUUAAUAUCAAUCAAACUGCAGUUGGUUUGUUUAGAUUUAAGACAUAAUAACUAAAGAAAAUACAGCUAACUAACAUGAAAAACAUGAUAACAUCAUAAAAAACAUGAUUUUUUCUUCAAAUACUGCUGCAUAAUUCACAUUUUUUUAUCUAAUGACAUUUUGAGGGUUGGAGAAAUGUGCUAAACAUAAAAAUGUCACAAUGCGAAACACCGAGUCCUAUAAAAUCCUUUGAUUCUGUGUAAAAAUAAAUCUCUCAGGAAGUUUAGUGUUGGUCAGAUAUUAAAUAUAUCAUGGUACAUGGUCAUGUCUGACAUAAUCAUAUACUGUGGUAUUUCAAUGCUACUUCUUCAUAGAAUACCGUAGUACUACCAUGGUAGUGCCAUAACACGUUUACUUUAGUGACAUAUCAACUGUAUUUUUAUGAGUUGGUUGGCACGAGGAGAUGGGAGGUCAUUCUGUUUCUCCUGCUUCUGUGAAGUUAUUUUUCAUCAUGUGAAUUACUCGGUUUGCCUGUUUAACAGCCUGAUGCACAAAGUGUAGCGCACGGCAAAGAAAAACAAAGAAACUGCUCGUCAUUGCCAAGGCAUAUUUCAGACCUCUUUGGAAACAUUGAAGAUGUCCGUUUCAUCGCAUGAUGUCACACAAUCAUGAAUAAAAAUCAGACAAUGUGAAAUUGGUAGUUCUGAUAAAGAGCUUUUACUUACGGAGAAAUAUCAUCAGCUUGUAGUGACAAACGUAAUUAUAAUAUAGCCACUGUUGCCAGUCAAGUGAUGAGUGAAGAUUUGGCUUUGACGUUUACUGAAACUCCAGACAUGAGCUUUCCAUUGAAUGAUGAAACCUUUUGCCUGUGUAAAAUGCAAUGCCUAGUAUGAUUUCUAUUUAAUCUGUAACAUAUGUUUGUAUAUAUGAUUGUAAACCGAUCUUAAACAGAAUUCUGAUAAGACGUUUUUGUUGUGACUAUAUAAACAUUUUAACUUCAACAGCUUUAAAAAUGACAUUUGUGUUUUUGUUCAGCUAAUUCUUUCAAGUGUGCUAUUAGUAUGCCUUUAAAUAAGAAAGUAUGAUCUCAGACUACUUUUGAUGUUCUCGGAAAUAUACGUAAAAUGACAUUCAAGCAUACUUACAGUUUAUCUAGCCUUCAAACAGUACAUGUACUCAACUUAUGUUCAUGAAGUCUUCGAAGUGUGCGUGGCUUGUGUUUACUGAAAAAAAACGUAGCUUUGUAUACUGUGCUGUGCUAUAUAAGACCAGUUUUACGGCACUUAUGCAUUUUGUUGUCCUUAUGUUGUUCCAAUUGCUUCUAUUGUUUACUUCAUUUUUAAGUCGCUUUGUAUAAACGCAUCUGCUAAAUGACUACAUGUAAACGUAAAUGUAAAGAUCCGAUUGAUUUGCUCAUUUAACACUUUUUUUUUAAAGUUUUACACAAUGUCUCGUAAACAUACAUGUUCAAAGCUUUUUUCCUCAAUAAAAUAAACUU
Messenger RNA from Triplophysa rosa, 3816 nucleotides. It is a transcript of the gene gdpd4a, whose product is annotated as glycerophosphodiester phosphodiesterase domain containing 4a. The annotation marks the transcript as partial. Gene Ontology annotation, cellular component: membrane. Gene Ontology annotation, molecular function: glycerophosphodiester phosphodiesterase activity. Gene Ontology annotation, biological process: lipid metabolic process. Lineage: Eukaryota; Metazoa; Chordata; Actinopteri; Cypriniformes; Nemacheilidae. The record is from RefSeq and is a predicted model, not a curated record. The transcript is spliced from 15 exons.